Messenger RNA from Fomitiporia mediterranea MF3/22, 2313 nucleotides. RefSeq lists its product as uncharacterized. Lineage: Eukaryota; Fungi; Basidiomycota; Agaricomycetes; Hymenochaetales; Hymenochaetaceae. The transcript has 2 exons. The record is from RefSeq and is a predicted model, not a curated record. Bases 458 to 1999 code for a protein of 513 amino acids.
AGUGUCCACCUCUCUUUCAUUCUUACCAUAACAGUCCUUCCUCUCUCUCUCGCUCUAUAUUUUGCUUUCGUCUUCUCGGACUUUCCGGAACAAUACUCCUGCACAUCUGAUUUCUUUCUUGUGUUUGCCUUCUCGAGCGUCUGUGUGCUCUGCGAUCUUCUAUCUUUCUCUCCUGUCUUUCACAUCUUAUUCUUGCGGGAGGUAAAUUCAAUUUGAGGUCCCGUGCCAACCAGGACUGCUUCACCAGUCACCUUCGAACUUUGUGGCUGCUCCAGGCCGCCGCGCGAAGGCUUAAGAAGUCACCCCCGGUGCGAUUCACCACGAGAGUUCCGGCCCUGCACCCUUGCUCAAGAAUAGCUUCCGUUGCGCCCUCUACUUUCAAUACCUUCAUAUAGGUCCUUUGCAGACCAGCGAGAGUGUUCAUCCAAGCUAUCGACGACCGCUGGGGAGCCGUACCAUGGCCUCGACAAUGCACGCCUCUGCGCAAGCUCGGACGUACGACUACGUCCCUCGCAGCUCAACCCACAAGCAUACUGCUUCCGCUUCUGCAUCGUAUCCCUAUGCAACUCAUAGACCACCACCGGAGGGCCUUACAAACAGUUCAUCCCGCACCGUCUCGCCUAGUGUCUUGCGAAGAACGAGGCCUAGAGCGGGCACUAGCACUGCCGCCGUUCCUCCACAUAAUGCUAGCGCAACUGGCCUUGGCGCCAGAAAUGCUGGGCCGUAUUCAAAUGUUCCGUAUAAAACGAGUGCAGGCGCGAGUGUACAUGAUGCUUCACCUUCCCGUCCUCGCGCACAUUCUCAUUCACAGAACUCAUCGCGCACUCAGCCGUACACACAAACACAUACACGUUCUAGAUCAACAUAUCAACAGACUCAGACGCAGAUGAAUUCGUAUCCGUAUGCAUCAAAGCCGACGGCAGGCUCCCAGUCGACCUCACAGCGACAGUAUUUUCCUGGCAGCACAUACACGUAUCCCAGCGAGGACGGAAGAGUUAUGCUUGAUAUGGAUGCCUUUAGGCGAAACUUGGAGCGUGAAGGACCACCAGUAUCUCAUAACAGCUACGGCGCUCACGCCAAUCCUCAUAUAUCGGGUAUCCCGGAUAUUGAAUGGAGACGUCCAGCACCUGGCGAAGUGCCGCUUGGAUAUGAAGAUUAUAUUCAACCCGUUGCUCGUGGCCCUCCAGGAGGAGGAUGGCCAAUGUCGUCCGGAUCGAGUCAUGCUACACACGCACAGUACAAUUAUGGCCGACAUGCAUACCCACCGCCCAGGCCGCCCAGUCCAGCGAGUCAUUAUCCAUUUGCAAGUUACAAGCCUCCCGGUGACAGCGAUAGGAGAGACAAUCAGACUCGCGACCGUCGACAAUCGAAUGCACGUGAUGGGCACCCGCCUCCUAUGCAUGCAGCUGCAGCAUCUCAAGCAGACAGUACCGCUUCAGACCCGCUCAUUCAUAACGCACUCGGUUGGUGGCCCGAGCUACGACGACCCGCACUCUACUGGGACCUCUCGUCCAACGCUCCGCCUCGAUACACCAAGCGCCAAUUUGACGCCGAAGAACUCGCCGCAUCACCAUUCACGCCGCCGCUGUCACGCAUGCGUCUCGUACUCGACUCUCACGUGCAAUGGGCGUUCGAUCUCUCCGCUCCGCGCGGACAGCGAUAUAUCACUCUCUCCAGUCUCCUCUCCGACAUCGCUAAACUCAUGCACGCACCUAACAUGGUGCCGCACGUCUUCUGGACGCGUGCAAGCACGCAGAAGAAAGAGGCGGUGUUAAGAGCGAUGAUACGUCGGACAGGGCGUCCAUUACCCACCCAACCCCCUCAUCGCCGCCCGAAACCUCGUGGACAAAUUAUGGAAGAGGCUGUUGUGGACGGUGCGCCGAACGGAUAUACGAAUUUGAAGGUGAUCGAUUUGUUGUGUGACGAUGUGAUGUUUUCCGGGAUGGAGUUUCAUAAGGGCCCGGAUGAGUGGGUGUUGAGGACUACGAGGCGGUACUAACGCUGAUUAAGAGAAUAUACCUCAUCUCAUUUCACAUUCCUUCACUUGACUAGCUUUUAACAUUUCGUUAUGUUGUUGAUUUCUAAGUUAUCAUAUGAAUUACUUUAAUGGUUUUAUGUUCCCCUGCUAUGGUUUUUGACUUACUCGAGACUCCGUACUUAAUUUCUCUGGUUCUCAUGUGUAUCUUUUGUAUCCGUACCUUCGUUCUUGUCUAUCGUGUUGCUCUUGUAUCGCUUCUUCUAAUUUUAAUUAUAUUUAUCUGUCUUUAGUUAUUAGGAGGUCUCACACCCUAACGCGCAUUAUCCCAUUACUUU